Molecule: messenger RNA, 807 nt
Organism: Guillardia theta CCMP2712
Lineage: Eukaryota; Cryptophyceae; Pyrenomonadales; Geminigeraceae
Exons: 1
Source: RefSeq, a predicted model, not a curated record
GUAAAGGCGGGAGGGCAUCAUACCUGCGCCCUUGACAGCUCGGGGAAGCUGAUCUGCUGGGGCAGGAACAGUGCAGGACAGACGUCGAUCCUCCCUGCUGUGCUUGAACACGGCUCAGUUGUCGACUUUGAUCUCGGCCAGCAGCACACGUGCGCUGUGAUGGAGGACGGCAAGCUCUUCUGCUGGGGAGAGAACGCCAUGGGGCAAGCAACGGUCCCGAGCACAGCCUUGAGCUGGAGGAGGGUCUCAGCAGGAGCAGCGCACACUUGCAGCAUCCUCGAGGACAGGACGGCCCUCUGCUGGGGAGACAAUGCCUACCUACAAGCGUCUCCUCCAGCUGGGAAGAUGUGGAUCAAGAUGUCGAGCGGAUUCUUCCAUUCCUGUGGGAUAGAGGUAGGAGGGGCGGCACUGUGCUGGGGAGGGAAGGGAUACGACGAGAACCAGGUGGACGUACCAGGAGGGAGCUCCUUGAAAUGGUCAGACGUCUGUGCCGGUAGAUCUCACUCGUGCGGCGUGCUGCUCAACGGGACUCUCCUCUGCUGGGGAGGGAACGAGUGGGGUCAGAGCAGCCCUCCUCGCCGUGACGGAUGGCAGCAAGUAUCUUGUGGCACUGCCCACACAUGCGGCGUCGCCCUUGACGGCUCCAUCUCCUGCUGGGGGAGCACGACGGACAACCGCCUGCUCGUCUCUCCUCGUGCAGAUCUCAGGUGGUCCCGCGUCUCCGCCUCCUCCGAGCACUCGUGCGGCCUUCUUGUCUCCGGUGCCAUCUCGUGCUGGGGAGCCCCGAGGGACAGCAAGCUCGCGGUC